AUGAGAUCUCUUAAGACACCCGGUUAUAUUUCAAAUAGUGCACGUCUAAAUAAUAAGAGUGUAAAUUCAAAAAACUGCACCAUAUAUUCAUUUGAACAAGAUGAAGAAAAUAGACGAAAUUUAUCUUCCAGAUUAUUAAGUACUAUGCAUUCAUCCAUAACAAUAUUAGGAGUUAUAUUUAUCCUUAUAUUGAAUGUUUGCUUAACUAAGGAGAGCUCAUCAUCACUUAUACAAAUAAAUUUUAAUAAUUCCAGAAAAUUAGCCGAUGUAUCUAUCUCUGAUAUCCCAAUUGUAAAACUUCAUAAUAGUUUUGAUAAUGUUAAAGAAGAAUUUGAGAGUGAAAAUCUUGAAUAUGAACAACAUAAUGAAUCUUAUUAUAAGCAUAGUCCUCUAGAAGAUUUACAAGAUAUAAUGAAUAAUACAUCUAUACCUCCCUUAGAUGGAAAAUAUUAUGAUACCCUUGAACAAUGGAAUGAAGAAAAAAUACAAAAUAAAUUAGACAAAUUAGAUGAUAUACAUUCCAAAUUAGAUAAGCUUAUAAUAUGGGCACAAAUACAAGGAAGUGAAAGACUUAAAACAUAUAGUAUGGUAUACACCUUAAGAAGAUUAUUUAAAUCUUUAUUAAAGGAAUAUAAUUUAAAACAAAAAGAUAAAGAAAUUGAAUGA
Messenger RNA from Plasmodium falciparum 3D7, 666 nucleotides. RefSeq lists its product as uncharacterized. NCBI's taxonomy places the organism in Eukaryota, Apicomplexa, Aconoidasida, Haemosporida, Plasmodiidae. The record is from RefSeq and is a predicted model, not a curated record.